CUCCCCCUAGGAAUCUACACAAGUGUUUCCCAACCAGGGAUGCCUCCAGCUGUUGCAAAACUACAACUCCCAGCAUGCCCGGACAGCCUUCGACUGUAGUUUUGCAGCAGCUGGAGGCACCCUGAUUGGUAAACACUAUCCUGUGUAUACAGCGGGAGGCGUGUGUGAUCCUGUGUGAGCUCCAUACUAGCACUGAGGAGGGAGGGCCCGGGCCCUGGACGUGUGUUGUUACAGAGGAGGAGGAGGAGGAGGACUGAGAUGUGGAAGGACACGGGGAGGUCCCUGCUCUUUGCACUGUCCUGACUCUAUCGCUCUCUCUGCACGUCCUGCAUUCUGUCUCAGGGACAUUUAGAGGGUCUUUGCAGGGGGGGGAGGACGUGAGGAGGGGUCACUACUAUUUCUAUGUCCCAGCUGCCCUCGAUCUGACAAGGAAACCCCAGCCUGGAAACCACAAUGCAGUCCACUAGGCAGAUCCGGGUCCUGAUGCUCAACGACAUGGAGAAGUUGGAUAAGAGACUCUUUCGGCUCGAACAAGGGUUUGAGCUUCAGUUCCGGCUGGGAUCCACUUUACAGGGGAAAGACGUCAAUGUCUACACCAACUACCCACCUCCCGGCGCUACCUAUGACCGCCAGACCUUCCAUCCCCUGCAAUGGCACAACCCAAGUGGCCGGGAGGAAGAUUCCGACAAGUUUUGCAAAGUCGAUUUGCAGAUGGCUGGAUCAUAUCAGUAUCGAUUUAACCAAUCCAAUCAGAACAGCGGUGAAGGUUACAUCGUGGUGGAUCCGGUGCUGAGAGUUGGUGCCGAUGACCGUAUUCUUCCCUUGGAUUGCAUCACCAUUCAGACUUUCCUCUCCAAGUGCCUGGGGCCAUUUGAUGAGUGGCAGGACAGGCUGCGCGUAGCCAAGGAGUCAGGCUACAAUAUGGUGCACUUUACACCCCUGCAGACCCUCGGGAAGUCUCGAUCUUGUUAUUCUCUGGCCGACCAGUUGCAACUUAAUCCAGACUUCUCCAGACCGGGGCAGAGUUAUGACUGGAGCGAUGUCGGCAAACUGGUGGAGAAGAUGAGGAGAGAAUGGAACAUGUUGUGCAUCACAGACGUUGUGUAUAACCACACAGCUUCUAACAGCAAAUGGAUCCAGGAGCACCCGGAGUGCAGCUACAACCUUGUAAACUCCCCGCAUCUUAAGCCGGCGUGGCUUCUGGACCGAGCUCUGUGGCACCUAACCUGCAGCGUGGCUGAUGGGAAGUUUGCGGCCCGGGGGCUCCCAGCACUGAUAGAGAAUGAUCAGCAGCUAAACAACAUUCGUGGCAUCGUAUGGGAGGAGAUCUUCCCCAGACUCAAACUCUGGGAGUUCUACCAGGUCAACGUGGCUGUAGCUGUGGAGCAGUUCAGAGCCCUGCUCACCUCUGGCGGUGCUCAGAAGCAGGGAACCAAAUCCGACAAAAAGCAACUCGUGAUAGUCCAGGACCCGGAGUACAGACGCUUCGGGAGCACCGUGGACAUGGAGACGGCUCUCAGCACCUUCAUACCAAACAGUAAUGGGCCGGCAGCCAUAGACGAAUGCUGCAACUGGUUACGCAAGAGGCUGGAAGAGCUGAACUCUGAGAAGCACAGACAGAUGAACUUCCACCAUGAACAGGCAGUGAAUUGCAUUUUGGGGACCAUGACGUAUGAACGUUUGGCAAACAACGGUCCAAAGCUUGGAGCCAUAACCAGGAAAGAUCCUAUUGUCACCAGCUAUUUCACUUUCCCAUUUGGAAAAAUGUCCCUAGAAGAGGAGGAGCCACUUAUGCACCAACCCGAUAAAGCGUGCUACUUCAUGGCCCACAACGGCUGGGUCAUGGGGGACGAUCCUCUGCGCAAUUUUGCUGGACCAGAUUCUAACGUGUACCUGCGCCGAGAGCUCGUCUGCUGGGGGGACAGCGUGAAGCUGCGCUAUGGCGACAAACCGUCUGACUGUCCUUAUCUGUGGGAUCACAUGAGGAAAUACACAGAAAUCACCGCCACGCACUUUCACGGAGUCCGUCUUGACAAUUGCCAUUCUACUCCCAUUCACGUCGCCGAGUACUUGCUGGAUGCUGCUCGGAAGCUGCGGCCGGACUUGUAUGUGGUGGCCGAGCUGUUCACUGGGAGUGAGGAGCUGGACAAUGUGUUUGUCACUAGGCUGAGCAUUAGCUCCCUCAUACGAGAGGCCAUGAGUGCGUACAACAGCCACGAGGAAGGCCGGCUUGUAUACCGCUAUGGCGGGGAGCCGGUGGGGUCCUUUGUGCAGCCUUCUCUCAGACCCCUGGUCCCUGGAAUUGCCCAUGCACUCUUCAUGGAUGUCACACAUGACAAUGAGAGCCCUAUUACACAUCGUUCCGCUUACGAUUCAUUGCCUAGCUCAGCUAUUGUGUCUAUGGCAUGCUGCGCUACCGGGAGCACCCGGGGAUAUGAUGAACUGGUGCCGCAUCAGAUUUCUGUGGUGACGGAGGAGAGAUUUUACACUAAGUGGAACCCCAAUGUUGCCGUCCCCAAUGCCGGAGAGGUGAAUGUUAAAAGUGGAAUUAUCGCAGGGAAGAAAGCUCUGAAUAGGCUGCACCAAGAGCUGGGGGCCCGCGGAUUCGGUCAGGUUUAUGUGGAUCAAGUGGACGAGGACAUUGUAGCGGUGACCCGUCACUGUCCCCAUACACACCAGUCAGUGGUGGCCGUAUCUAGGACGGCUUUCAGAGACCCGAAAACUUCUUUCUACAGCAAGGAGGUGCCACAGAUGUGCAUCCCAGGAAAAAUCGAGGAGGUGAUACUAGAAGCCAGGACGGUGGAGCGGAGCACGGAGCCCUACAGACAGGAUGAGCAUUUCAUCAAUGGCCUACCUCAGUAUACAGUGGAGAUCAGGGAGCACAUUCAGCUCACAGACAGUAAAAUUGUCAGACAGGCCGGAGUGACAACCAAAGGGCCAAAUGAAUACGUCCAAGAAAUCGAGUUUGAGAACCUGACCCCAGGAAGUGUCAUUGUAUUCAGGGUGAGCUUGGAUCCCAACGCCCAGAAAGCUGCGGGUAUCUUGCGCAAUCAUUUGAUCCAGUUCAGACCACAUUUCAAGUCGGGCAGCGUGACGGACGACGAGAAGUAUCCCAUCCUGAAGGUUUCAUUUGAGACAAUUGCAUCCAAGCUGUGUCUGUCCGACCUCAACCAAGUGCUAUAUCGCUGCGAUUCAGAGGAGCAGGAAGAUGGCGGUGGUGUUUACAACAUACCAAACUGGACUCCUUUAAAGUAUGCUGGUCUGCAAGGUUUAAUCUCAGUCAUGGCCGACAUCCGACCUAAGAAUGAUCUGGGGCAUCCGUUCUGUGAUAACCUGCGGUCCGGAGACUGGAUGAUCGAUUACCUCAGUAACCGCCUUAUAGCUCGCGGAGGAUCGUGUGCAGAAGUGGGCAAUUGGUUUGCAGCGAUGUUCUCGUACCUGAAGCAGAUUCCUCGUUACCUUAUCCCGUGUUACUUUGACGCCAUAUUGCUUGGAGCAUACACAACGCUUUUGGAAGCUGCUUGGAAACAGAUGUCUAGCUUUGUGCAGGACGGUUCCACCUUGGUGAAGCAUUUGGCUCUGGGGUCGGUGCAGAUGUGCGGAGUUGGAAGAUUUCCUGCCCUCCCGGUGCUGUCCCCUUCCCUAUCAGAUGUGCCGUACCGCACCAACAAUAUUACUCAGGAGAAGGAGCAGUGCUGUCCGUCACUUGCAGCCG
Messenger RNA from Hyla sarda, 3715 nucleotides. It is a transcript of the gene AGL, whose product is annotated as amylo-alpha-1, 6-glucosidase, 4-alpha-glucanotransferase. Lineage: Eukaryota; Metazoa; Chordata; Amphibia; Anura; Hylidae. Gene Ontology annotation, molecular function: 4-alpha-glucanotransferase activity; amylo-alpha-1,6-glucosidase activity. Gene Ontology annotation, biological process: glycogen catabolic process; glycogen biosynthetic process. The record is from RefSeq and is a predicted model, not a curated record.